AUAAAUUAAAGGACCGAACUCAACCAAACCCAAAAUCCCCGUAGGACAUAAAAGGGGGGAAAAAGGGGGGAAAUUGCUUUUAACUCUUUCACAACGCGCCUCAAUGGCGUUUCAAUUUUUUUUUUUUCGAAAUUAAAUUCAUAGGGUUUCUACUUAUUCCUUCUCAAUUUUAGCGAUUUUUUUGCUCCAAUUUUUCUGCUCAAUUUCUUCGAUUCUAGAAUCUUCUAUGAACAAUUUCCCCCUAGUUUUUCCAUAAAUUAAGCAAAUGGUUCGAACUGUAAAACGCGAAACAGUGAAUUCUCCGAGUAAUGGAAUGAAAACUAGGAAUAAUGGUGCGGCAGCAGCAGCGGGCAGUAGCAGUAGCAAUGGCAACAACGGUUCGGUGGAGGAAGAGAGUGUAAUAGGGCGAAGAGUUCUUCGCUCUCAUUAUCUCAAUUUUAAAUCUCGCAUUUCUGAUGAAAGAGAGAAUAUAUCGACAGCUGAUUCAGACAAAUUUAAGUCAAUAAUUGAAGAAGUUGAAAGGCUACAUCGGCAAGUGCAAAAACCUAGGGAACAGGUUGCAGAUGCUGAAGCCUUGCUGGACAUCACAACCACAUUGGUGACAACUGUAAAGGCACAUAGUAAUGGAGGAGUGACCCCUUCAGACUUUGUUAGUUGCUUGCUUAGGGACUUUGACCAAGAAGGUGGAUCUGGCCGUAGGACAGAAGAGGAUGGGAACUCUAUCAACUGGAAAGAUGUUGGUCGUGCAGUCUCUCAUGUUUUCAUGGUUGCUCCUGGAUGCUGCACUAUGAUUGGACCUAUGAAUACUGAGAUUAAGCAACGGAAUCUCGUCGUUCGUAAAAAGCGUGUCAGGCCAACAGAAAGUGAACGCCCAGAGGAGCUAGAAGAAACUGCAGGUGAAGACAAGACAGACACUGACAAGAAUAUGGCGACAAUGUUCCAAAUUCUAAGGAGGCAUAAGAGUGCCAAGCUUGAAAACUUGAUCCUUAAUAGAAAAUCCUUUGCACAAACAGUUGAAAAUUUGUUUGCGCUAUCGUUUCUAAUUAAAGAUGGGCGUGCUGACAUAAGUGUAGAUGACAAACUCUGUCAUAUGGUUUCACCAAAGAAUGCUCCUGCUUCUAAUGCUGUCCUUUCUGGAGAGGUUUCUUAUAACCACUUCGUCUUUAGAUUUGACUUCCAGGAUUGGAAGCUUAUGUUGGCUACUGUUGCUGCUGGAGAUGAAUUAAUGCCACACAGAAAUGAUGCGGAUAUACUAGCCAAUUCUCAACCAGGACCAAGUAAUGUAGAUAAUGAACGAGCUGUCUCAACAACACCUAUAAGGAAGUUAUCUAGGAAUCGUGGUCUGGUUUUGCAGGAGCAGGCUGUAGUUGAAGACUCCCCAGAAAAUGACAAUUCUGCAAGAGCUGCUGCCAUUAGAAAAGGAAAGCGAAAGCUCACACAAGACUAGCUACGCUUAUCCACUUCGAGAUGAUACAGGAUGUUCUAUAGUUAUUUGUUAACUUCCUUUCAGAUUUUCCUCCCUGCCCUUUUUGGCCAAUAUCUCUUUGGUUAAUUGACGCAGAGAUAUCAAAUGGACAUUCGUUUUCCAUUUAUUGUGUUAUGGAGGGGGAUAUGGGAAUUCGAGUGUUGGGAAAUCGCCAAGUGAGCUUUGUGCUUACUGUAAAUUGUUUUCUGUUUGCACUUUGUAGUAAUGGUGACAUUGUUGGUAAUACUUACAGUGUCUGUUUCCAAA
This is a messenger RNA of Capsicum annuum, 1732 nucleotides long. RefSeq names its product non-structural maintenance of chromosomes element 4 homolog A. Lineage: Eukaryota; Viridiplantae; Streptophyta; Magnoliopsida; Solanales; Solanaceae. Bases 266 to 1447 code for a protein of 393 amino acids. The transcript has 7 exons. The record is from RefSeq and is a predicted model, not a curated record. Gene Ontology annotation, cellular component: Smc5-Smc6 complex; nucleus. Gene Ontology annotation, biological process: DNA repair.